AUGUAUCGGAAGUUGUCUAAGUUAGAACACUCGGAAAUAAAACAACUUCUAACAGAAGCUAACAUAGAAGUAGCAAAACAUUACGCAACAAACAAAAAAGCACUCGCUGACUUCAUUAAAGACUUCAAUGGUGCAAUAAGUUAUGAUAGAAUUCAUGAGUUCAUAAAGCCGCAACGCGGCGAGGACGAAGUCCACGCAAGAGCAUUUCCUUUAAAUGACGUUGCUAUUGACUUAUAUCAUAGACGUUCAGUACCUCAUGAAGUAAGAAGAGAAAUGUUUGACAUAACAAAUGCAAACGUUGGUGAAACAAGAAGAAGAGACGACAC
Molecule: messenger RNA, 326 nt
Organism: Trichomonas vaginalis G3
Lineage: Eukaryota; Parabasalia; Trichomonadida; Trichomonadidae
Product: organellar and viral DNA polymerase type B
Exons: 1
Source: RefSeq, a predicted model, not a curated record